AUGGACCCCCAGAUGGCCGGCAAUAACACAGCUCCCAGCCAGGUGAAUGCACCGCUUCCUUCAAGCAUGACAGCAGACAGUAGUAUAAUCAAGUCGGAGCCGGUGGAAGACCUGCAGAUGGCAGACUCCAGUAACUCAGUAAACUGGAAUGAUGAACGGCAACUAGUGAAUGCGCUAUGUACCCUACAGCAGAUGCACAGCAGAAUUAAUCAACUGCGCGACCUUCUUCCGGGGCGUCUACUCGGCCCUCUGAAGCCCGUGAUCAACCAGCCUCCAGGGUGUGAAAAGUAUCAAAAGUCCCCCCAGGAACUAUGCCAGGAACUAUCGCAAUCAGUUCCAAACUGCAUAUCUGAGAUUGAGGGCUUCAAGGCUUCCUGGAACUCAGCUGAGAUGACAGAGAUAUUGAGUCGGGUGGAUGUAAAGCUCAAAGAUCGGAACGGCCAGUACCCCUACAUGAACACCAUGUGGGAGUGUGAUUAUGAAGAAGUUCUUGCAUCUCUUGACCGAGAAGAAAAGGAGAUGGAGGAGAUGAAAUCCAGGCAGCAAGAUGCCCUUGAAAGGAAGAAGCUGGAAUCCACGGCCGGGGUCUGGAAAGAAAUAAUCGAAUCGUUCAAAGCCAAAAAUAUCCCCGGUAUCAGUCUGCAAACCGUAGCAUCUGGUGACGACAAGAUGUUUUCCAUGGAUAUACAGAGCAUAUCAAUUACUUUCCACGUUCAUAUGUCUCAUGGUGUCCCCGGAGACGAUUCCGGAAUGUGGCAUGUCAGGACUGGCCACCAGCAGAGUCAGUCAAAGCUGGCAUCCGACAUCCUGGGUUGCAUUCAGUCACGGCAGCGGCAGUGGGACCUUCAAUAUCUUCUGGACAUGCUUUCUUCAUACACCGACAUAAAAAGAUCCCCCUGUGUUUCAUGCAAAAAAAUGAUCAGCUCCAGCGCCCAGCUUCCUAUCGUCAGAAAACCAAAGACAGUAACCACGCCCAACGGCGACUCCAAGGCGGCCUGGGAGCCGUUCCAUCCCCAAUGCGUCUGA
Molecule: messenger RNA, 1026 nt
Organism: Nannizzia gypsea CBS 118893
Lineage: Eukaryota; Fungi; Ascomycota; Eurotiomycetes; Onygenales; Arthrodermataceae
Exons: 3
Coding region: 1-1026 (341 amino acids)
Cellular component (GO): mediator complex
Source: RefSeq, a predicted model, not a curated record